AUGAGAACUCUCUCCCAUCCUCUCUUCCUCCUGCCCCUCCUAUUCUCAGUUCUUCUGAUUUUCCCCAACGGUGGUGCCGCGGCCUCGCGCAAACCCCCGCUCUCCGGCGCAUAUGAACCGAUCCAGGAUCCUGAGGACGCGCACAUCCAGGCUCUCGCAAAGUACGCCGUGAGGCAGCACAAGAAGGAGUCCGGCGAGUCGCUGGUCCUGAAUCGUGUCCUUGGUGGGCAGCAACAGGUGGUAGCAGGGAUGAACUACCGCCUGGUCAUCGGCGCGGCGGGGUGGAGCGGUGUGGAGGAGCUCUACUUGGCUGUGGUGUACGAGAAGCCUUGGAAGACUUUCAGGAAUCUCACUGUGUUCGAGCCGAUCGUGUAA
Messenger RNA from Spirodela intermedia, 375 nucleotides. NCBI's taxonomy places the organism in Eukaryota, Viridiplantae, Streptophyta, Magnoliopsida, Alismatales, Araceae. The record is from the annotation of a GenBank genome assembly.